This is a messenger RNA of Tremella mesenterica DSM 1558, 1215 nucleotides long. RefSeq lists its product as uncharacterized. Lineage: Eukaryota; Fungi; Basidiomycota; Tremellomycetes; Tremellales; Tremellaceae. Gene Ontology annotation, cellular component: plasma membrane; mitochondrion; lipid droplet. The transcript has 6 exons. The record is from RefSeq and is a predicted model, not a curated record. The annotation marks the transcript as partial. Gene Ontology annotation, biological process: glycolipid biosynthetic process.
CCUUACAUCGGGAUAUACGGAGCAACAUCCUUCACAGCUAGCGAAUGUCUUACAUACCUAUGUUCUCAUUCUGAGAAAGAUAAAUUUCAACUGAGUCUGGCAGGAAGAACUCAAUCAAAGUUGGAUAAAGUGGUAUCAGAUUUGAAUGAGAAGAUAGAGACUGUCGUGUUGCUUUUGACCGAUGAACAAGGUGUGAAGGAAUGGGUUAAGAAAUGUCAGGUUGUGAUCAAUUUUGCUGGUCCGUACGCUUUAUACAAUGCUGAAGCUUUGAUCAAAGCUUGUGCAGAACACGGUACACAUUAUGUUGAUGUCUGCGGCGAAGCCUACUUCGUUGCUAAGAUGAUUGAGAGGUAUCAUGAUACCGCUAAGAAAACAAAAACAUGUAUUGUACCAGCUUGUGGAUUUGAUGCUGUUCCGAGUGAUCUCAUCGUCUAUCUCGCUCGACAAACUCUUCAGAACUCUCACCCUUCAGCCCGUCUGACCAAAUCAACGACUUUCUUCUCCGUACGUGGUACAGUAUCAGGAGGAACAAUAGCCACACUUCGAUCAACUCUUUCACUUCCUCCUUCUCAACGCGGAGGUUCACAAUGGUCUUUAAUACCUCUCACCCCUCCCACUAGUAAAACAAAAUGGCCAACAUUCGCAGCGACUGAAUACGUACCAGGUACUAAAGAAAAACUAUAUGGUGCAAUUUUCCCUUUCGCACCGUUCGAUAAAGCCAUAGUGAGAAGAAGUUGGUAUUUCACACUUUUGAAUGAUGAGAAAGAUCCAGAGUUUAGGUAUGAAGAAUAUGUGAAGAUUGGAUCGGUCUGGUUAGCUUGGAUUGUUUCUUUAGGUGUUUAUGUGUUUUUUGGGUUAUAUUUCUUUGUUCCUUUAUUCAGAAAACUUGUCGAUAGGUUCUUACCCCAACCUGGCCAAGGUGCCACUCUUGAGAAAAGAAGAAAGGGUUGGGCUAGAUUGAUAAACGUUUCUCACACUACGACCAACGUGAAAGUGAUCACUAAGUUGUUUGCGAAAGGUGAUCCGGGAUACAUCGCUACUUGUUACAUGUGUGCAGAAUCAGCUUUAUCAUUAGUACUCCCUCCUCCAUCCGGAACCUCUCUUCCUGAUAUCGCUCAUCAAGGAGGUGUCUUGACUCCCAUGACUGCUUUAGGGGAUGUUUUAAAGGAACGAUUGAAACGGAAUGGGGUCGUGGAAGUGGAAAGUGAGUUGGUG